GUGAUUUCGUCCCUCUCUUCCUCACCUUCCUAUAUAAACAAUUCGCCAUCUCUCCCGCAUCAAGCAUCAACACCUCUCCCUCUCUCUCCCUCUCUCUCCCUCUCUGUCUCAUCCAUGGCUCUCGACAAUGGAGCGAAGCCGGAGGCCAUGCAUGACGCCACGCCGAUAUCCAAGGCGCCGAGAAAUCAGGUCCUGUUGGUACUGAGGCUGGUCGCCUUCUUCGCGACGGCGGCGGCGACGGUUAUUAUGGCACUCAACAAGCAGACCAAGACGAUGGUAGUCGCGACCAUCGGGAGUACGCCCAUAACAGCCACCCUCACUGCCAAGUUCCAACACACCCCAGCGUUUGUGUAUUUCGUGAUAGUGAACGGAAUGGCCAGUCUACAUAACUUGAUUAUGAUAAUUGUCGAAAUUUGGGGAGAUAAGUUCGACUACAAGGGACUGCGUCUUGUGAUGAUUGCCAUUCUUGACAUGAUGACAGUGUCUUUAGCUUCCGGAGGGGACGGCGCUGCCACAUUCAUGGCGGAGCUGGGGAAGAACGGGAACUCCCACGCGAGGUGGAACAAGAUCUGCGAUAAGUUCGGGACCUUCUGCGACCACGGCGGCGGUGCCAUCAUCUCGUCCUUCGUCGGCCUGCUCCUUCUGGUGAUCAUCACCACGCUGUCCAUUGGCAGGCUGGUGAAGCCAAGACCUGCCACUCUCUCCCUUGUAUAGAGACUUGGUGAACCCAUGAGACAAAUCUUUCCUCCGAUCACUUGUCUCCCUUUUGUGUGCGUGGGAUUGGCCUUUGUUGUUUUGAGUGCCAUGUUUACCUUGGAUCCUUCUCAAUGUUUUUACCCUCCUUUUGUUCUAAUAACAGUGCUUUUUAUGUUACUAGAAA
This is a messenger RNA of Syzygium oleosum, 880 nucleotides long. Its product is annotated as CASP-like protein 1B2. Bases 115 to 714 code for a protein of 199 amino acids. The record is from RefSeq and is a predicted model, not a curated record. NCBI's taxonomy places the organism in Eukaryota, Viridiplantae, Streptophyta, Magnoliopsida, Myrtales, Myrtaceae. The transcript is spliced from 3 exons.